AUGGCGACGGUGUACAGCCCCGCGCCUAUGAAUGAUGGUAAGGCGGAACGAGCCCAGUUCCCAUCAAUUCUGGGGCGGCCCAAUCCCAAAUCGCAAGCUUCUGGACCUCGAAUGUCUCUAUCGGAAGGAGAGCUUCUGCUACUCUGGGAGCGAGUCCUGCCCCUUUCCAUGGUCUCCGUGCUUCCACUCGAUCCCGACUCUGACUUCUUCAUGCACGGUGGCAAUUCGAUCCUCCUCAUGAACCUGCAGGGCGCAAUCAAGCAAGGCAUGGGUGUUACUCUGGCAACCAACAAGCUCUACCAAGCUAGCACAAUACGACAAAUGGCCUCCUUGAUAGCCGCACAGGCAAAUGAACAGUUGCCAGAGCUGAACCAAAUUGAUUGGAGGCCGAAACUAUCAUUUCGGAAAUCCUGGUCAAGGAAGCGCCGCGAGGGCGUGGCGCAUGAAGUCCUUCUACUCAGAGCUUUUGGUUUCCUCGGCAGUGCUAUCUUACAAGCCCUAGAGCGAGACCCGAGUGUGAAGACUAUCCACUGCAUUGCCGUCCGGAUCAGACACAUGGAGCGACAUUCGCAGACCCGCAAGGUGGUCUGCUAUGCUGGCAACCUAGUGGAGUCCUCACUAGGUCUGGCAGAGGGCGAAAGCGAGCGGUUACGAUCAUCAUCGACGCAGUUUCUGACCGAGCCGGCUCUAUCGCGAGCGAUUCCGGUGUUUCGCCUCCUCGAACCGUUUGAGUCUGUUGUCCGGCCACACUGCAACUCCGGCCACCUCUGUAUCGGCUCAUCCACCCCGGACGGACGGGUCAGAAGGCUACACCGCUACGAGUUAGGCCAGCGAGUGUUUCCUCGAGAAAGUGUCUCACCAGACGGGCCUGCCGGUCUUUGUGUGCAUCGGCCGUGCGCUCUCAAGGGCGAUCGGGCCGCGAGUGUAGAUGCGCUGAAUGCCGUAGUACGCUACUCGCUCCUGGCACGCUUGGUGCCGCUCUUCGACAAUUCUGAGGGAUUCUUGGGCUUUCGCGAUGUGCAUGAACCCUCGGACCGGGCGGCCGAAGAAGAUGUCCAGACGAUCUCGUUCGUUCAUCAGUCUAGUGGAGUGAAAGUGCCCGUCUACCAGUUCCGCCAACAUUUGGAGCGCCUGUAUGGUGAGGAGUUCCAGGACGUCAGUGUCCUAGAAUGGAUUGAGAGGGCUCGGGCAGCUGGGCAUCUGCCCUUGAUUACUACCUAUCUCAAGGCUAUGGUGGACAAAGGAGCAACCAUUCAGUUUCCCUAG
Messenger RNA from Aspergillus udagawae, 1266 nucleotides. RefSeq lists its product as uncharacterized. The transcript is spliced from 4 exons. Lineage: Eukaryota; Fungi; Ascomycota; Eurotiomycetes; Eurotiales; Aspergillaceae. The record is from RefSeq and is a predicted model, not a curated record. Gene Ontology annotation, molecular function: phosphopantetheine binding. The coding region runs from base 1 to 1266 and encodes 421 amino acids.